This is a messenger RNA of Melampsora larici-populina 98AG31, 2034 nucleotides long. RefSeq lists its product as uncharacterized. Gene Ontology annotation, molecular function: ATP-dependent protein folding chaperone; ATP hydrolysis activity; ATP binding. The transcript has 10 exons. Gene Ontology annotation, biological process: protein folding. The coding region runs from base 66 to 1745 and encodes 559 amino acids. Gene Ontology annotation, cellular component: chaperonin-containing T-complex. The record is from RefSeq and is a predicted model, not a curated record. Lineage: Eukaryota; Fungi; Basidiomycota; Pucciniomycetes; Pucciniales; Melampsoraceae.
UGAUUACCUUUGAAUCGAUCGACCGACCACACAAUCAACCACUUACGUCAAAUUGAAUAUUCAUCAUGAGUUUCUUCGCCAAAGACCCACGGUCAAGCAUGAUGCUCGGAGGUGGUCAAAGGACGACUGGAGCAGAUGUUAGACAAGAAAACGUAACAGCUGUUAUGGCUGUAGCUCAGGUAUUGAAAUCAAGUUUAGGACCUGUGGGAUUAGACAAAAUGAUGGUGGAUGAUAUUGGUGAUGUAACCAUCAGUAACGACGGUGCGACUAUUCUUUCAUUACUAGAAGUUGAACAUCCAGCAGGACGGAUAUUAGUCGAACUAGCUCAACAACAGGAUAAGGAAGUGGGAGACGGUACUACAUCGGUUGUUAUCAUUGCAUCUGAAUUGCUUAAACGAGCCAACGAUCUCAUCAAAAACAAGAUUCAUCCUACCACGAUCAUCACGGGUUAUCGUUUGGCAUGCAAAGAAGCCAUUAAACAUAUUCAAGAUCAGUUGGUGAUCAAAGUUGAAAACCUUGGAAAAGAUACACUCCUCAAUGUUGCCAAAACAAGCAUGUCCAGUAAAAUCAUUGGCUCUGACGACGAAUUCUUUGCUCAGCUUGCAGUUGAUGCUAUGCUGGCGGUCAAGACCAUCAAUCCUCGUGGUGAAGUCAAGUAUCCUGUCAAGGCUGUUAACGUGCUCAAAGCUCACGGUAAGAGUGCCUUGGAGUCAAUCUAUGUCAAAGGAUAUGCACUCAAUUGUACAGUAGCCAGUCAAGCUAUGAAGAAGAGGAUCACCUCCGCAAAAGUCGCAUGUUUAGACAUGAACCUUCAAAAGACAAGAAUGCACCUAGGUGUUCACAUCACUAUUGCUGAUCCUGAACAGCUUGAACAGAUUCGAAGGCGGGAAUCUGAGAUCACGCUUGAGAAAGUUCGAAUGAUCUUGAAAUCAGGAGCUAAUGUGAUCCUCACCACUGGUGGAAUCGAUGAAUUGUGCUUAAAGGAAUUUGUUGAAGCAGGAGCUAUGGCAGUACGAAGGUGCAGGAAGGAAGAUCUGAGACGGAUUGCACGAUGCACAGGUGGUAAUGUGGUCAGCUCUUUAGCAACGUUGGAUGGUGAAGAAGCUUUCAAUCCGGCCGAUUUAGGAACUUGUGAGGAAGUGGUACAGGAUCGUAUCAGUGAUGAUGAAUUGAUCUUGAUCAAAGGUACUAAACUACAUAGUGCGGCUUCGAUCAUCUUACGUGGUGCAAAUGAUUACAUGCUUGAUGAGAUGGAGCGGGCUUUACAUGACUCGCUUUGUGUGAUCAAGCGGACACUUGAGUGUGGCAAAGUAGUACCUGGUGGUGGUGCUGUUGAGGCAGCUCUCAGUAUUUAUCUCGAGAACUUUGCUACGACACUCGGCUCACGAGAACAAUUAGCGAUAGCCGAAUUUGCUGCAGCAAUGUUGGUGAUCCCUAAAACCUUGGCCACCAAUGCUGCGAAAGAUUCAACUGAAUUAGUAGCCAAAUUAAGAGCAAUUCAUAAUAUUUCACAAACUUCGGGACCUGAAGAUGCUAAAAAACAACUUAAAUAUUUUGGACUUGAUCUUGAAAAUGGUAGAGUUUCAGAUUGUGUACAAAGAGGAGUUUUAGAACCUAUGGUUGGUAAGAUCAAGAUGCUGAAAUCUGCACUUGAAGCUUGUACUGCACUUUUGAGAAUUGAUGAUCGAAUCGUCUUACAAAAAGAAGAACGUGGAGGAGGAGGUGAUGGACAUGACCAAUGUUAAGACUUGUAACUCAAAGUUAAAAGAUUAUCUGUCAACCUUUUUCAGAUGAAUCUAUUUACCCAACCUUUGAUCAUCUAUUAAUCAAAUCUAUUGAUGAUGAUGUUUCAAUUUACAUCAAAGAGUAUGUGCAGAAGAAAAAAGAUGACUAGAUUUAUCAUUCACUGGAUGAGUUUAGCGGUCAUAUCUAUCAUGAUCAGUGUCAACUAAAGACAAAAAAAUGUUACAUUUCAACAGUUUAAUGAAGACUUAAUGAGAAAUAUAUGGUACAAGUGACUUUUUGAAAUUUUUU